Molecule: messenger RNA, 3459 nt
Organism: Phymastichus coffea
Lineage: Eukaryota; Metazoa; Arthropoda; Insecta; Hymenoptera; Eulophidae
Gene: Helz
Product: probable helicase with zinc finger domain
Exons: 6
Coding region: 279-3101 (940 amino acids)
Biological process (GO): regulatory ncRNA-mediated post-transcriptional gene silencing
Cellular component (GO): P granule; cytosol
Molecular function (GO): helicase activity
Source: RefSeq, a predicted model, not a curated record
UAGACAUCAGAGUACACGCAGUAGACGGAAACUCGCACACAGAAAACGUUCCGUGCACGUCUAGCUGCCUUAUAAAUCAAUUUCCAUUUAACGGCCAUCGAUUAUCGACGGCAGAGUGGCUAGAAUCGCAAAAUUAUCCAAGCAAUCAAUACAAAUUACGUUGUUGUAAGAACAACAAUAGCAGAGAGUACUUCAAGACUAUCUUCGAGUCAGUUGAAAAAGCAUUUCUGGAACAGGCCCCAUAUCGUGUCAGAAGAAAUAUUCCGUUGAUAGAAGACAUGGCCAGUUUUCACCGAAGAGACGAACUCGACGAAGGUGAUGCCGAUGAUUUAGAGGUUAAUUUUGAGAGCGGCGACGCUUUUGUCGAGAGUACUAGACGCAAAUGGCUCCGCGCCGAGAAUCCACUGAAGGUACUCGUUGAUGGCAAUCUCAAGGAAAUUGCGGUUCAGCUUCCCCAAGGCAAACUCAACGUUAGAAAACAUUUUACUGGUGAAGAUGUGCAAGCAGUAUGGAACUUCGAAGUUUCUGUACAAGGCAUGAAAUACUUAAAAAAUGUGAGCCUAGCAAUGGAUAAUAGCACAAAUCACUUUACUAUCAAGUCUGUACUUGGAGAUUCUCUUUGUACCGACAACAUGUUCUCGCAACACUAUGUGGCACCUGUAGAGUCCUUUCCAACAAGUGCAAAGCCAAGUGUGGGUCUCUAUAUAGUUGAGAUUCAAUUUCAAAGCCACACAACUGGCACUUUUUGUCAAGAUGUAUUAUUCGGCUUUAAUAAAGGACCAGUGAUUCGUCGUCAGAUAUGCAUUGACUGCAUACUUCCAGAAGAUGAGAUUCGUCUGGAAGCAGCACGCGAGUACCUGCUCUAUUUGUGUCAGCAGAAUCCACAAAAGACACCUAUUGUUUGGUUCAAAUCGCCUUUUGUGCCAGAGCGUGACAUACGUGAAUAUAAUUUAUGCCAAAUGUAUCCGAAGCCAGAGUUGGAUCAGUUUUUCUUAACUCACACUACACUAAAGGAGACUGCACUGGAUCGAAGGAACUAUCGUAGGAGAUUGCAUGAGUUAGUGACUAUUGAGGAGAUGGCAAGACGUGAGCAAAUUGCACGUUACAACGAAGUGACUGAACUGAGGUUGUCGAACGAUUAUAUCCUUACUUCUGACACUGAUGCUUCAACUGUUGCUAAAUAUGUGUCUCCUGGAGAGUUAUUUGCUCAGCUACCACUCGGAAGAGAAAUAUCGGAAGACACAAAGAGUGGACGUCUUCUCCUGCGCAGCUGUAAUUACCUACUAGUGCAAAAAAUCACUUUCAGUGACGACCCAACUGCUCGACCGGUCCUCGGCGAAAAAAUCUACGAAGCACAUAUUGAGGACAAAUGUAACCACUCAAUUUACGUUCGUCUAUCAAAGGAAUGUGUCGACCAAUUAGGAUUGCUACCGGAUACGAACGUAAAAAUGUAUGUGCAAUUCGUGAUGAAUCGCACACCAUUCUGCGAGUGGCAUCGAGCAAUCGAUGCAUUACCCGACACCAGAAUCGUCUUCCCCGAGCCAAAAAUGCCUAGAAGGAAUGGUAGCUACGAUGACCGGAGACUCGACUGGUCCAACGAAUGGACGACCAGCCUUAAGGAUUGCCGACUGAAUGAUAAGCAAAAGGAGGCAGUAGCCAUCAUGAUGGCUCCAAGCACAGAAAUUUUACCACCUGUAUUGCUUCUCGGACCCUUUGGCACUGGUAAAACUUCGACCAUCGCACAGGCAUUGAGGAUAUUAUUGGUGAACGAUCUAAAAAGUCGAGUAAUUCUUUGCACCCACAGUAACAGCGCUGCCGAUCUCUACGUUAAAGAAUUUUUCGAUCUCUGGUAUAAGGAGACCAAAAAUCCUAGACUAAAACCACUCAGGAUUUACUACACUGGUCGCUCACGAACAACGGUGCACGCAGUCGUCCGCGAGUACUGUCCGUCGGACCGUCACUUUAACUUCCGCGAUCCAACGAACGAGGAUCUAGCGGAGUGCGGCUUAGUGAUCUCUACCUUGGCAACGUCCAGUUGCCUGAUGGCACUCGAUUACAGUCCCACUCAUAUAAUAAUCGACGAAGCCGCUCAAGCUCUUGAGUGCGAGGCACUCUCAUGUCUCGCACUAGCCAAUGAACGCACGAGGCUUGUCUUAGCGGGUGACCAAAUGCAGUUAGCACCCGAAGUGUACAGCGAUUUGGCGCGUGAGAGGAAUCUCGGCAUGAGUUUACUCGAGAGAAUCCAUCUCAAUUACGAACCCAAUCACCCCUGCAGAAUACAAUUAUGCACAAAUUACAGAGCUCAUAAAGAUAUCGUCAAUUUGACUUCUGACUUAUUUUAUUUGGGUAAAAUCGAGCCUGGCGCGAGUUUACCGUCACACCCGAAACUCUCGCCUUUGACAUUCUACGCUUGCGAAGGAAAUGUAAUGCAGGGUAGUAACUCUACAGGCUACUACAAUGCAGUAGAAGCUGCCGAGAUAGCUGAGCGUGUGUCGGAUCUUCGUCGCCAUUGGCCAGCGGACUCUUGGGGUCCAUUCGGCGAAGGUUCGAUAGGCGUAUUAGCACAUUAUGCCGAGCAAGUGCUCCUUAUCCGUGGCGAGCUACGCAAGCGACGUCUAUUCAAUGUCUCGGUCGAAAGAGUGCUAAAUGUACAGGGGAAACAGUUUACUGCGGUUUUCAUCAGUGUGGUGCGCACGCGCCAUUGCAGUCGACACUCGGCCGAGAGACAGCUUAGCGAUUAUGGGUUCUUGACCAAUGCACGGUUGCUUAACACAGCCGUGACACGUGCAAAAAGUCUUGUUGCGGUGGUUGGAGAUCCAGUAGCACUUCUUACUAUUGGAUCAUGCAGCAACCACUGGCGUCGUUAUUUACGCACGGCAGGUGUGCACGGUAUGGAUCCACGUGAACUAGACUACCACUUACACAAGGUGAACGAGCCGUCGCUCGGGACGGCACUCAAUCCACUGGCCAAGGAGUUCAUACCGCGAACCGGUACGCAGGCGCAAAAUCCAUAUUGGAUCGAGUACGUGCCGAUGCCGAUCAACUAUCCGGUGAUACAUUGCUCCGUUAACGGCACUGCUGCCAAUGGAGGCGUCGUGUGAGAUACGACAGAAAGCUUUAUACUUAGGUCUUAAGUAAUGCACUCGAUCAUCAUUUUUUUGUCUUUUUUCAUAUUAGCUACCUAUUCUGUCAUUUUAUGUUAAUUGUACGUAGUUUAGUCUGUUACUGAAUCUCUCUUUCGCUUGCUUGAUUCCGUUCGAUAGCUUAUUAUUUUUUCCAUCCUUAUUUAUGACGAUAACGAUGACGAAUUUAAUCUUUUUGAUUUGAUUUUUUUUCUUGUACUUUUAUUUUUAUUUUAUAUUGAUACAUUGUAAUUGUAGAAACGUCCAUUCCUAUGUAUUAUAUAAUUAUUCAUUGUAAUGUAAUUGACAAGGACAAUUUUGUCAAAUAAAUAUAGAG